AUGGAAUUCCCUCAUAUAGGAAAGAACUGCUGCUAUAAAUCCUGUAACAAACUGGAUUUCCUACCUAUGAAAUGUGAUGCUUGUAAAGAAGUAUACUGUUCUGAUCACUUUGCAUACAUAAAACAUGAAUGCCCUGCACCAAAUAGUCGUGAUGUGCAAGUACCACAAUGCCCACUCUGUGGAGCUCUAGUACCUGGAAAAAGAGGAGAGCCACCAGAUGUUGCAGUGGGGGCUCAUAUUGACAAUCAGUGCACAUCGGACCCAGCAAGAGAAAGGCGAAAAAAGGUAUUUACAAACAAAUGCUCAUACAAAGGAUGCAAAACGAAAGAGAUGGUGCCCCUAGUGUGUGUGGAAUGUUCGCUUAAUUACUGUUUAAGACAUAGACAUACUGCUGAUCAUGCAUGUGAAGGAAAACUAGCUGCGAAACGAAGAAGAGCUGCAGAGGCAGCUUUGGCGCGCAUGAAAGCAAAUGACCACAAAAUAGCAAAUGUUCGCCAAAUACCAUCAGGAGUCACCACUUCUGAUAUACAAGGGAAUAUGACUGAAGAUGAAGCUCUAGCACAUGCAUUAGCUUUAUCGUUGCAAGAUGAUACACAAAGCAUGGGAAAUAUUCGGACUCGAGUGGGCGGUGAGCCUAACUCUAGAUGUACUGUUUCAUAA
Pieris macdunnoughi is the source of this 660-nucleotide messenger RNA. Lineage: Eukaryota; Metazoa; Arthropoda; Insecta; Lepidoptera; Pieridae. The record is from the annotation of a GenBank genome assembly.